Saccostrea cuccullata (small rock oyster) is the source of this 770-nucleotide messenger RNA. RefSeq lists its product as uncharacterized. The coding region runs from base 60 to 701 and encodes 213 amino acids. The record is from RefSeq and is a predicted model, not a curated record. The transcript has 9 exons. NCBI's taxonomy places the organism in Eukaryota, Metazoa, Mollusca, Bivalvia, Ostreida, Ostreidae.
CUCACUUCUAUUACAAUUCUUUCUGUUCAGCCCUCCCAGAAGUCUUGCUGAUUUACGAGAUGCUAGCCUUCAUUGUGGUGGUUGUUUUCUCCGUUGCAAAUGCUGAACAUGGAUGUAACUUUGAUGGCAGGGAGUACUCAGUGGGACAACAGGUCGUCAUCCAGCACUGUCUCGGCGCCAUGACAUGUAAAGGAAACGAUCUCUGGGACGACCUUCAACAAUGGGGGGGCAUCUGUCCAGAUAAAAGAUCAGACGAUGGCCAAACUGGGUGUCUCUUUGAUGGACAUGUUUAUCAAAAAAUGGACAAAGUCGUCUUCGGUGGGUGUCUCGGAGAAAUGACAUGCUUGGGUCACAAUCUCUACACAAGUAUUACACCAUUGUUCGGCGAUUGUUCCAAGACCAUGACAAGACGAUCUGAGGACGGGCAGAGUGGGUGUUUGUUUGAUGGGCGUGUCUAUUCCACUGGGGAGGAGAUUCUUAUCAAACCAUGCCUUGCAAAAAUGACCUGUUUGGGGAAAAAUAACCUCAGCAACAUUACACCAUUAUAUGGAAACUGUGACGCCAAACGAACUGUAAAUGGACAGGAUGGAUGUCUUUAUGACGGUAUGGUCCUAAAAGCUGGCGAGACCAUCACCAUUCAGGGAACAACAACAGAACUCAUGUGUCUUGGACACAACUUAUAUAAAGAAUUCAUUCAUUAAGAAAUUGUGAGCAAAUGAAGUAUCAUACAUACCGGUAUUUCAUCGAUCAAAUAUUUUUUAUAUUUUGUC